AUGUUGGAAGCACGACUCGACCAGGCCCAGAUCCUGAAAAAGGUGGUGGACUCGAUCAAGGACCUGGUCCAGGACUGCAACUUCGACUGCAAUGACACUGGCAUCGCCCUCCAGGCCAUGGACAACUCGCACGUUGCCCUCGUCUCCAUGAUGCUCAAGGCCGAGGCCUUCUCUCCCUACCGCUGCGAUCGCAACAUCUCGCUGGGUGUCAACCUCACCUCGCUGACCAAGGUGCUGCGCGCUGCCCAGAACGAGGACCAGUUGACCCUCAAGGCUGAGGAUGGGCCCGACGUGCUCAACCUGGCCUUUGAGAACGCAGAGAACGACCGCAUCAGCGAGUACGAUCUCAAGCUCAUGGACAUUGACCAGGAGCACCUGGGUAUCCCCGACACCGAGUAUGCCGCUACUAUCGCGAUGCCCUCGGGCGAGUUUCGACGCAUCUGCACGGAUCUGAUGGCCAUGUCAGAAUCAGUCGUCAUCGAGGCUUCCAAGGACGGUGUCAAGUUUGCAUGCAGUGGUGACAUUGGUAACGGCUCUGUCAUGUUGCGCACCCACACCGACCUCGACAAGCCUGAUAACAACGUCGCCAUUGAGCUGACGGAGCCCGUCUCUCUCACUUUCUCCCUCAAGUACCUUGUCAACUUCUGCAAAGCAGUCGGUCUUUCGAACCAGGUCAAGAUCUGCCUCUCCAACGAAGUGCCACUCUUGGUUGAGUAUCAGAUUGCAGGCAGCAGCCACCUGCGCUUCUACCUCGCCCCCAAGGCAAGUCAUCCCAUACUCAGCACUAUUGUUCUUCGCUUACUAACAUGGGUCCGUAAAACAGAUUGGUGA
Messenger RNA from Fusarium keratoplasticum, 831 nucleotides. Its product is annotated as Proliferating cell nuclear antigen. Bases 1 to 831 code for a protein of 276 amino acids. NCBI's taxonomy places the organism in Eukaryota, Fungi, Ascomycota, Sordariomycetes, Hypocreales, Nectriaceae. The record is from RefSeq and is a predicted model, not a curated record. Gene Ontology annotation, biological process: regulation of DNA replication; mismatch repair; translesion synthesis. The transcript has 2 exons. Gene Ontology annotation, cellular component: PCNA complex. Gene Ontology annotation, molecular function: DNA polymerase processivity factor activity; DNA binding.